Exophiala spinifera is the source of this 3027-nucleotide messenger RNA. RefSeq lists its product as uncharacterized. The record is from RefSeq and is a predicted model, not a curated record. Gene Ontology annotation, cellular component: nucleus. Gene Ontology annotation, molecular function: 5'-flap endonuclease activity; flap-structured DNA binding; 5'-3' exonuclease activity. Gene Ontology annotation, biological process: interstrand cross-link repair. Bases 1 to 3027 code for a protein of 1008 amino acids. The transcript has a single exon. Lineage: Eukaryota; Fungi; Ascomycota; Eurotiomycetes; Chaetothyriales; Herpotrichiellaceae.
AUGCCAAUGGCUCCUGGACCUCAGUCUCCUUCGAUACACAACAGCUUGAUGGGUACUCGCAUUCCCCAUCCUGCCUCUACCCGCUGGGAUGAUGAGGAUGAUGAUUUUCCUUUGCGUCCAACGAAGCGUAACAAGAUAGCCCCAUCCAGUCCAAAGAGAAUAUCUCCCAGAAAACCUCUACCCAAGCAGCGGACAAGGAACGAGAUUCCUGAUUCGGAAGAUGAAGAACAAGAUCUGGAAGAAGAUGGUGGCGUGCGUUUGCCCGCAGACUUCAGAGCCACUCAACUAGAGGCAACUCUUCCCCCCGUUCAGACAGACGAAGAGGCGAUUGAGGCCUACGAGGCAUACAAGGCGAGCGAGUAUGUUGGACAACAGCAAGAAGAGGACGGAGAGAGCACAAGUGUGUCACGUCUUGAGUCGAGAAGGUGGGUCAGAGGACGCAGUUCCAUCUACGUCGAUGCGUUCAAUCUUGCCCUUAAUACUGUGCUGGAAGACGAGGGGCAUCUCUUCAACGAAGCCGAGCACAGCCUUUUCAAGAUAUGGCAAAAGUUGGACUACGAAGCUCAGUAUCUCUAUGUCAGGCUGUUCCUGAGAAAGACCAGUAAAUGGUUUCGGGUCAAGGACUUGCAGUAUUACAGCGACGUGGCUGAUAUUGACGCAGCGGUGCUCGAAUUGCAGAAACAGAGGCCGCUCCCUACAGAUGAAGCAGAGCCUGAAAUUUAUCCUGGUGAGCUGGAACCAGACAGGGAAUCGGUACUCGGCCAAACUUUUGCCUUUGCAGAAUGCUCUUCGGCCCAGAUCACAACCUUGGACGAGGCGAGUAGUCUCCUCCUCCUGGACGAGCUGAAGAUUCUAGCAAAGGAGGCGAAGGUGCAAGGCAAGAAUAAGCGUGAGCUUUUGCAGAACUUUCGCCGUACAAGCGGGAAACAGACAGGGCUGGGGUUCAAAGAACUAAGACGUACAGACACGGAAGAGAGUGCCACAAGUGUGAUGUCCGAAGAUUCACAGUCUCUGUACGAUGAUGACGAGGAUGGCCAAACAUCGGGAUCGAGAACUCCAACGAUCAACAACCGAGACGCACAUUUUACCAAGAAGAUUCUCCGCCGGACAGGGCGUUGCAUCAGACUUUCGCUGACGCCAUUGAAACUCUUUGAACGAGUUCAUCUCGUGUUUUACCGUAGCACCGAGUGGACAGAGAAGAGUCUGACGACUCUCAUUCUCGCAAAGAUUUCCCGUCGCAACUUUCCCGAAUACAUUGUGAGCCGGUCUGCCACCAUUUUCGAGUCAAGAGCACUGUUGCUAGAGUUCGAAGCCAGCCUACGUACUCAGUUCAAAGUGGACAACAUCCUCGAGUUCAACGGCACCCCGGGCCGCAAAUCGCUCGAAGAAGUCCAGCGAAUAUUCGAAGCCGUCUAUCCGCGCUGGAAAUUCCUCCUUGCCGAAGAGGAGCGGAAGGAAGAACGUGUUUACGAAUCCGGUGAGGGCGCAUACCUGCGGCGCUUCAGCCCUGCCUGGGUCUACACCCGGAUCGUACACAAAGGUCUCCAACCACUCGCGCGCUUCAAGGAGCACCUCCGCGAGCAUGAGAUCCUCACCGAGCUCCUGGACCAGCGUUUAUUUCACGCUUCUCGUCGUGGCGCAUGGUACCAGCGCAAGGCCCUGCUUGAGGAACAUUACCUGCACGCCCUGACUCCCUCGGAAGGUAGGAGCCCCGAAGUCAACAAAAAGCACUGGAAGCGAAUCGCUCUGUCUACGUGCGAGCAAGGUCUCCAGGACAAGGAAUGCCACAUCAUAUACCAUUACGAUCUGCAGAAGCGAGUCAAGAAACUUGAGAAGCAACUACGUAUACCUGUCCGCGAACAGCAUGACUUCGGACACGUCAGACUCGCGAAACCCUUUGAACGCGAUGUCGUCGGGGUCAAGCUUGAGAAAGAUGACGUCGAGCCAUGGCGGAGCCUCAGUGGUAUCAGCAACAGGAAGUCUAGUGUGACUUCUCUCGUUGCGGACGUCCACUCCAAUGAUGAAAAGGCUGGAGAAGAUGGAGAAGAGAAGACUACAAACACGAGCGUGAGGGUGAGCGCGAGCAAGACACCAUCGUCGACGGUCCUCGUACGUCACCCUAGCACUGGCAGUGGUGGUGGCAGUGCACCCGGUGCAAAGACAAUCUGGCUCGACACACUCGACACGAACGAACCUGUCAGCGUCGAGGCAAUGUGUCUCUCCCACUACCGCAAGGUGCUCGGGUACAAGGGGUACCACAGCGAAGGCGGCAUCCUCCGCACCAUUUUCGGCUUGUUGUUCUACGACAUCCUCUUCUUCAACCCAUACAUCCCCAACGUGUUCCAGACGGCAUACCAAACGUGUCCGCUGGAUUUGCACACCGACAGCUUCUUCUCGAGCCGCGUGCCCGAGAUCCUGGGUCGGAUCAACCAGAUCUCCAACGGCGAGGCAGAGGACAUUGUUCGACGCGUGUGGGACGACAACUUUGAGAGGCGCACAUGUAUCGUCGGCGUGAGGUGGGACGGGUUCGAGCGCGACGAUCUCAUGGAGUGUGUGUCCUGCUGGGACAAUCAGGGCUUGGCUACUGUCAUGUUGGUCAUGGCUCAAGAGUAUCAGAGCCGUGGUGGUGGUGUGCCCGAUUUGGUGCUCUGGAAGGUGGUGGACGGAAAUUCUGGUUCCGGUUCUGAUGCUGAUUCCGACGCUCGUCAUCGACGUCAAACGAGCCCGACGGGCCCGAGCGGUGCCGGCACUGGUUUUGGUGACGCCGAGGACGAAAGAUCAGAAUCCGUGUCCGUGCCCGUGGCUACAAGUGAGAACAGUGAGGCUAGAGGGGCCACCUCGAAAGGGAAAAGGCGCGGCGGCGAAGUCAUCUUCGUCGAAGUAAAGUCCGCAAACGACCGGUUGAGCGACACACAACGCCUUUGGAUCUCGGUGCUCUUGGGCGCCGGCGUCAAGGUUGAAUUGUGCCAUGCCGUAGCUGGAGAAGUCAGGCCGACGCCACAACUGUCGACGACCACGUCACGGUGA